Molecule: messenger RNA, 1618 nt
Organism: Durusdinium trenchii
Lineage: Eukaryota; Dinophyceae; Suessiales; Symbiodiniaceae
Source: the annotation of a GenBank genome assembly
CAACGAUCUUGUGACAAAUCAUGAGACUCGCGAGAUCCAUGAGAGCCCCAUGUUUGGCCUUGCUGUCUCCUGCAUUGGCUGCAUCUGUGCUGGACUGUGGCGCUUUGCGUGUCCAUCAGUUGCAGCUGGGAAACAUGCAAAACUAUCAGUAUGUGCUGGACAAUGGUGAAGUUGCCAUCACGGUGGAUGCAGCCUGGGACAUUGGGAAGAUCCGAAGAUACAUCGAGAAGAUGGACCUUAGGUUGAUUGGUGGCCUUUACACUCAUGGCCACUUUGACCACAUCGGUGGAGCUUUUCCAGGAUCCAGUGGACCUCCUGUUCAAGGCGCUGCACAACUUCAGGACCUUCCUCUUUACCUGGGAACCAAUGAUAUCGAAGCGGCUACGCUACAAACCAAGCUGGAUGCAUCAAGGUGGCACCCAUUGAAAGAAGGUGACACGCUCCCACUACUUGGCGAUAGAGUUCAGAUUUGGGUGCUCGACACGCCCGGCCACACUUUAGGAGGUGUCACCUUUUGGGUGCAGGGAGAUCUUGAAGAUGCAUGUGGGGAAGGCUUGCUUUUGACGGGUGACACACUCUUCUUGACGAAUGUGGGGCGCACUGACUUGCCUGGAGUCUUGGUGUGAAUCUAAUCCGUGGAGUCUUGGUGGAGACCUUGAACUCUUUCAGACGACAUAGCCGCAGAAUAAAUCUCCAGCUGGCCGGCAAGUUCACACUUCAAACAAACAAGCAAAGACCUUGAUGAGUUGAACACACAAGGCUUUGGUGUUCUGAAAGCAUCUGAAAGCUGGGAAUUCUCCAUGAAGUUCUUCCGUCUUGCAACGCACGCACUGUCUCGGCCAUCUCCGUACUUUGCAGCCAACUGCCAUUGAAUGCUGACAACUCUAAAACUAACACAUACACAUGUGUGUACUUAUCAUAAACGGAUCUGUAUACGUGACAAUAUCCUCUCAAUGACAACUGUUGUAGGAAGCAUGACAGGUUGUGCCAGGAGGAUCACCACAUUUACAUGGGGAUGAGGAUUAUUUGGAUAUUCUUUUGCUUUUGCUUCAAGAGCCUCUUGUCCUUCGCCAGAUUCUCCCCCAGGUGGUGACAUGAGGACUCUGGAACGCAGCCUGGCGCGCCUGAGUGGGGCGGCGGACCGUGCCCAAAUCCUGCCUGGGCAUAGCUAUGAUGCGCCGCCCAAGCGACAAGAUUUGGCAGUUGUGCGCAAGACCAAUGCUGCAAUGAAAGCUGCUGUGGCGAGGUAUUCCUCUGGCCUUUCACCAUUGCCCUGGCUACGCUCCAAAGACGAGCUCUGAAAAAGCUGCUCAUUGAAACAAUGGCGAACUGCACUGUUCAUCCCUGUUAAUUUUGCCCCAAACUUUCCGAUAGGCUGGGCAUCAAUAUUGUGGACACAUUGGCUGCGCAUUUUUUUGCCAGACAAAACAAUCACAGAAACCUUUGCUGGUGUGCAGAAGGACAGGUUUUUUAACGCAAUCGUCCAGAGAAAUCCAGAGACAGCUGAGAUUCUGUGGUGUGUUUGCAACUGCAAGACCAUGUUUGCCACCCCAGUGCGCGUGCACUACUGUAAUACUUACCGCAAAAGAUUGUGAAGGUACAAACGUCAUAUACAUGC